Molecule: messenger RNA, 1726 nt
Organism: Piliocolobus tephrosceles (Ugandan red Colobus)
Lineage: Eukaryota; Metazoa; Chordata; Mammalia; Primates; Cercopithecidae
Gene: CYP3A5
Product: cytochrome P450 family 3 subfamily A member 5
Exons: 13
Coding region: 100-1611 (503 amino acids)
Biological process (GO): oxidative demethylation; steroid metabolic process
Molecular function (GO): estrogen 16-alpha-hydroxylase activity; oxidoreductase activity, acting on paired donors, with incorporation or reduction of molecular oxygen, reduced flavin or flavoprotein as one donor, and incorporation of one atom of oxygen; testosterone 6-beta-hydroxylase activity
Source: RefSeq, a predicted model, not a curated record
GCUGUGCAGGGCAGGGAAACUCCAGGAACACAGCCAGCAAACAGCAGCACGCAGCUAAAAGGAAGACUCAGAGAAGACAGUUGAAGAAGGAAAGUGGCGAUGGACCUCAUCCCAAAUUUGGCGGUGGAAACCUGGCUUCUCCUGGCUGUCAGCCUGGCGCUCCUCUAUCUAUAUGGGACCCGUUCACAUGGACUUUUUAAGAGACAGGGAAUUCCAGGGCCCACACCUCUGCCUUUUUUGGGAAAUAUUUUGUCCUAUCGUCAGGGUAUCUGGAAAUUUGACACAGAAUGUUAUAAAAAGUAUGGAAAAAUGUGGAGAACGCAAGAUGGUCAACUCCCUGUGCUGACCAUCACAGAUCCCGACAUGAUCAAAACAGUGCUAGUGAAAGAAUGUUAUUCUGUCUUCACAAAUCGAAGGCCUUUAGGUCCAGUGGGACUUAUGAAAAGUGCCAUCUCUUUAGCUGAGGAUGACGAAUGGAAGAGAAUACGGUCAUUGCUGUCUCCAACCUUCACCAGCGGAAAACUCAAGGAGAUGUUCCCCAUCAUUGCCCAGUAUGGAGAUGUGUUGGUGAGAAACUUGAGGCGGGAAGCAGAGAAAGGCAAGCCUGUCACCUUGAAAGACAUCUUUGGGGCCUACAGCAUGGAUGUGAUCACUGGCACAUCAUUUGGAGUGAACAUCGACUCUCUCAACAAUCCAAAAGACCCUUUUGUGGAAAGCAUUAAGAAGUUCCUAAAAUUUGAUUUCUUAGAUCCAUUAUUUCUCUCAAUAGUACUCUUUCCAUUCCUUAUCCCAGCUUUUGAAGCAUUAAAUGUCUGUCUGUUUCCAAAAGAUGCCAUAAAUUUUUUAAGUAAAUCUGUAAACAGAAUGAAAAAAAGUCGCCUCAACGACAAACAAAAGCGCCGAGUGGAUUUCCUUCAGCUGAUGAUUGACUCUCAGAAUUCGAAAGAAACUGAGUCCCACAAAGCUCUGUCUGAUCAGGAGCUCCUGGCCCAAUCAAUUAUCUUCAUUUUUGCUGGCUAUGAAACCACCAGCAGUGUUCUUUCCUUCACUAUAUAUGAACUGGCCACUCACCCUGAUGUCCAGCAGAAACUGCAGAAGGAGAUUGAUGCAGUUUUGCCCAAUAAGGCACCUGCCACCUACGAUGCCGUGGUACAGAUGGAGUACCUUGACAUGGUAGUGAAUGAAACACUCAGAUUAUUCCCAAUUGCUAUUAGACUUGAGAGGGUCUGCAAAAAAGAUGUUGAAAUCAAUGGGGUGUUCAUUCCCAAAGGGGCAAUGGUGGUGAUUCCAACCUAUGCUCUUCACCAUGACCCAAAGUACUGGAGAGAGCCUGAGGAGUUCCGCCCUGAAAGGUUCAGUAAGAAGAACAAGGACAGCAUAGAUCCUUACAUAUACACACCCUUUGGAACUGGACCCAGAAACUGCAUUGGCAUGAGGUUUGCUCUCAUAAACAUGAAACUUGCUCUAAUCAAAGUCCUUCAGAACUUCUCCUUCAAACCUUGUAAAGAAACACAGAUCCCCUUGAAAUUAGGCAACCAAGGCCUUCUUCAAUCAGAAAAACCCAUUGUUCUAAAGGUUGAGUCAAGAGAUGGAACCCUAAGUGGAGAAUGAGUUAUUCUAAGGACUUCUACUUUGUUCUUCAAGAAAGCUGUGCCCCAGAACACCAGAGAUCUCAAUUUACUUUCUCAAUAAAACCUUGAAAUAAAGAUGGGCUUAAUCUACUGUA